UUUUCAGAAGGCACUCCUUCAGAGAAGUUUUCAAAGUACAUAAUAUACAUAAAAUGUGGAGCAGAAAUGCUUCCCGGUAAUGUGGAAUUAUGUCAGACAUGCUAUGAUUGGAUUGAUACUAUCUACUUGGCUGUUUUGCAGAGAAACGGCCAACUGAUGCUGUCCUUCGGCAAGUCCGUUUGUAUUCCUUUCGUUCUAUUUCCUAACAUCUUUCGAUAUGGCAAUAUUCAGAUACGCAGGACGACUUCAAAGAGGACCACCUGGAACUCGACCAUUGCUUCUUGUAGAUGACGUCAUGUUUGGAAGUAGCCCACCACUUUGUUUAGGCGACCAAAGGUAUUGAAUGUAGCUACUACCACUGAUAUUAACCAUGUGCUAAUUUACUAGAUUAUGUAUGCUACCAUCAACAAAACUAGAUCAACAUUGUCGACAAUGUCAUUGGCAGACGAUGUCGAAUGGCCAUGGUCGCCGGUGGAGACAAAGGCGCUGAUCUCUGUAUGGUCAGACGAACAGAAUAUUCUGAAAAUGGAGCAAACGUGUAGAAACAAACAUGUUUACAGGGAAAUUUCGGAGCGGCUAAAUGACCUUGGCGUCAAACGGACGUGGAAGCAGUGUCAAAAUAAGAUGAAGGCCUUGAAGUGGAGAUACAGACAAACACGCAGAGACCCAAGCAGUAGUGACCUAACAACCUUUCCAUUAUUUUCCGAACUGGACGAAUUUCUCGCCGCCAUGCCUGAUCUGACUGAGUCCAAGGAAACUGGCGACGAGGAAGAUGGUCGUCCUCUUCCUCUGUCGUCUCUGCGUCUUCUGGUUCCUCCAUUGCGGCUGGUGUCCGCAGCUCUAUGGCAAGUUGUUCAGCGCAGAGACACAAUGGACUACGGGUUGGUGGAGGAGUUUGUGACCACUGUGUUGGAAAUAACCCCUGAUCUGAUGAGUUACAGAGAGAAAGCCCAGCUCGUCAUGGGCCUGCAAGCACAGCUGGUUCUGGAGUUGUGUCGCUCUGAUCAUUCAGCCGACCCGGAGACCAUCCAGCCACACCUGAGCAGGAUGAGGACCUGCAUCAUCACUCAUAGAGAAAAGGAGAUAGAUACAGAGGUGGAGGCAUCAGAGUCAAACUUCUUGGAACUUGUCCAAACUCUUCUAGAUGACCCACUUGAGAGGGAACACUUCUUCCAGGAAGUUUUUCCAGAGGAAUUUGGCCCCAUGUAUGACACGGCACUGCAGACUCUGAUGUGGGAGUUCCUCUCCAGGCUGGAGAAACUGCUCCCAACACCAACAUUUCAACAGACUGCAUCCUGGCUCAGACCUGCCCCCUCUAUGCUGAAGGAGUGUGCACAGUCUGUGACUCAACCUCAGCCUUUGAAGACUCUCCUCCAACACCACAGAUGCCAUGGCCAUUUGUUCGCUAAUGCUCAUUCAUCUUGUGCUGAUGAUUUCAUCCUCUCUUCACUGUCUCACAAGUUCUCGGAGAGGGUGGAAAUGGACAUCGAUGAAGCACGCUCACAUAGCCAGUCUGUAGCCACAUGUGCACCCAGAAAAGAAAGGGACACUUUGAUAGAGCAAGAUCAUGCAGAGAAGGAGCUGGGGAAGAGUUUGGACACGGUUAAGAAGGCAGUGGAAAUGACGGAUAGAAGGAACGAAGAAUGGGGAGAGGAGAACUAUGAGGAGAGACUGCAGUAUCAGUUGGCUUAUAAUGUUUUACAGGUCGAGGUUGUCGAUGGAGAAGACAUGUCCUCAACGUCAUCGACGACAGCCGACAAUGUCGGACAGACCUGGACCCCAAAGGAAACGGAAGCGCUGAUCUCUGUAUGGUCAAAGAAACCGAUUCUUCAGGAGAUGGAACGGAGUUACAGAGAAAAACAUGUGUACGGUGACAUUUCAGAGCAGAUGAAGGAGCUUGGCGUCAAAAGGACGUGGAAGCAGUGUCAAACAAAGAUAAAGGACAUGAAGCACCGCUACAGACGAGCACUGAGGAACCCAAGCAGUAGUGGCCGAGCGACCUGUCCGUUCUUUUCUGAACUGCACACCUUUCUCGCCGCCACGCCUGAUGCAACUGAUACCCAGAUGCCUGAGUCGAAGGAAGCGGUCAAGGUUUCGGAUCCAGAAGUCAUGUUCUGCGAUCAGGAUGAAGGGCCUUCUGUGGAUGUCAAGUUAGAGAAUCUACACGAGGAAAUGGCUUCCGGAAAGGAGACACACAAGACACUCACCGGAGUGAGAGCAGACGCGAGGAAAGGGGGCGAGGCUUUUCACAGCCCUCAGAGUGACAGCAGGGUGAAAAUCGGAGGAAUAUCCCACCGUUGCGAUCAGAUGGUCGAAGACACGUCAGACUUGGACCUUCAGCCCGUAGUGAUGUUGACGCAACUUGAUGAGACCCUUCUGAUGACCGGUGGUGAUCCUCGUCCUGCUUCCCAUACCACGGGGCAGUCUUCGAAAAGAAGCAAGCGCGUCAAAAUAUGCUCCUUUUGUGGGAAGAGUUUUGUUGAAGCAAAGGAUUUGACAACACACAUGAGAUCUCACACUGAGCAGAGCCCUCACCAGUGUGGUGAAGGCUUUGACCAUCUGGACGACUUACAAAAACAUUGGCAGAAUGAUUGUGAGGAGAUGAUGAAACAGGAGGUCAAUGAACAUCAGCAUGGAAAGGACAGGAUCUCGGGAGAGUCCAGUAAUGCAAGUACUGAUCCAAAAACAUGCCAUCUAUGUCAUGAGACCUUUGAAUUUCAGUGUGUGUUGAAAAACCGUCUUAUUGUGUUUCACAAAGGCAAAAGCCUUUAUAAGUGUCCUGUGUGUAUGAAGGGUUUUGGGUACCUCCGUGAUUUGGAGAAAGACCAGAGUAAAAAAAGAGGUCGUCCUACAAGUGAUGCCGUCAAAAAAAGGAAGGAGUUGGGGUCAAAUGGAAAUGUUGCCGGACUGAACUCGACCCCCAACAAGUGCCCUGACGUCUUCAAGUGCUCCUUUUGUGAAGAGAUCUUUUCUCGGUGCAUGGACCUGAAGAGCCACUACAGUCGUACUCAUCAAUUUACUGGGCCGUUCCCCUGCCCUUCUUGUCAGACGACUUUUGUUUCGUUAACUGAGCUGCGCUUACAUCAGAGAAAUGAGUCCACUCCUUACCAGUGCUCUUUGUGCCAGCGCUCAUUCUUAUCACUCGACAAGCUGACUGUUCAUGAGAGAAUUCACACAGGGGAAAAACCGUACCUCUGUGCUGAGUGUGGAAAAAGUUUCCGGGAUGCAAAAACCCUGGAAGAACACUCUAAGAUUCAUGUUGAGGGAGAACUCCACACCUGCUCCCAUUGUGGGAAAAGUUUCAAGCGAAAAGAACUAUUGAAACAACACAUGUUAAAUCACAGAGAUGCCGCUUUCAUCUGCCCAGACUGUGGGAAGAAGUUUUUUCGGUUGGUAUGGUUAAGAAGGCAUAUGUUAAUCCACACUGGCGAGAGACCGUUCCUCUGUGAUCUCUGCGGGAAAGGUUUCAAAUCUACAGUCGAAUUGAGAUUGCACACCCGGACACACACUGGAGAACGGCCAUUCAAGUGCCCCGAAUGUGGAACAAGUUUUAAGCAGAAGUGUCAUCUGCAGAUACAUCGGCGGACACACACAGGGGAGCGGCCGUAUCCGUGCACCGUAUGCGAUAAACGCUUUUAUGUCAGCAAAGAUAGAAAACGACAUAUGCUCAUCCAUACUGGAGAGAAGCCGUUCAAAUGUCAAGUGUGUGGCAUGGCGUUCAACCGUAAAGGGCAUUUGAGGGUACACCAACAAACCAAGAGGUGUUCCUAUAGGCACACAAGUCCCCUACGUAACACAUCAUUAUAAUAAGUGGCUUCCUGACUGACAGAACUAGACCUGUUCCUGUAAGCCACAUUUUAAGAUGUGCGUCCCGUCAAGUAAUAAUAUGAAGUUAAGAAAAAGUGUUUUACAAAGUGACAACAGGAAUAUAAACCACGGAGUAGUAGCCUAUGUUUGUUUUUUGUUAAAAAACAACUUAAAAGGACGUGUUAUGUAUGUGACUGUUAUUAAAUCGUUUUUUAAAGGCA
Messenger RNA from Oncorhynchus mykiss (rainbow trout), 4028 nucleotides. RefSeq lists its product as uncharacterized. NCBI's taxonomy places the organism in Eukaryota, Metazoa, Chordata, Actinopteri, Salmoniformes, Salmonidae. The record is from RefSeq and is a predicted model, not a curated record.